Molecule: messenger RNA, 4916 nt
Organism: Eufriesea mexicana
Lineage: Eukaryota; Metazoa; Arthropoda; Insecta; Hymenoptera; Apidae
Source: RefSeq, a predicted model, not a curated record
UUCGUAUUAUUUUAAAUUUGAGUUAGGAGCAUUUUAUUCUAGAUUUAUUUGGAUGACAGAUAAUCUUAUCUGAGUAAAAUAUGUCCAUUAAUGUUACAGUUAAUGGAAAUUAUUUAAAUAUACGCAGAGGAAGAAUGGUAUUGUCUGAUUUAGAUCAAAUUAAGAAAAAUGAGCGUGACCGUCGACGAAGGUUACGUUUGGAGCAGGUGCGACAACAAUCGAAAGAAAUAUCAGAUAAACUUUUAAAGCGUACAAAGUACAUAACUAAAGAAGAACUUAAAAAGCUUAAAAAUAAUGACAAGUUAAGUUUGAAACAAAUAUAUAAUGGAAAAAUCAUGGAAGUUCAACAGAAAUAUCAAGAGGACAUGGCAGAUAUUGGUCAUGCACACAUAUCUGCUAGUUUAGAACCUGACCAUGAUGCAUUAAUUGAAGAAAAACAAAGAAAGAAUAAAUUAGCAGUAUUAAAAAGAGGAAAGGAGGCAAUGAAGCAAAUUAGAGGUACUCAACAGAAGGAGAAUAUGCAGCAGCAACAUCAAGAACGAUUACAACAAGUAAGAGAAAUGGAAAAUCUCAGAUCUACAAUGGUAGUAAAUCUUUCUAAACACUCAGUACCUGAAGCAGACACUGUAUGUAUCUCCCUUCAAAAUGACACUGAUGAUGAAAAUAAGUUAGAGAAACUUACUAAAAAAAAAACAAAAAAAUUACUUUCUAAAAAAUCACCUGGAAAAAUUACAAAAACUUAUAUAAAAAUUGUAGGAAAUGAUUUUAAAACCUGUUCUCCAGCUCAAAAGUUAAAAACAAAAACAUUAGAAGCCAAUCCAGAGAAUGAUUCUUCAAUUUUGGAAGUACAACCUACGCCUAAUUCAAUUAUAGAAUCAUCAUCUAAACCAACCCCGUAUAUGAUUGAAUCUGUAUUUAACAAUAAGAACUCCAAAAAAGAAGUUACAAAUAUUCUAACAAAAGUAGAUAAAACGGCAAGGUAUAAUCCAGAUGACUAUAUACAAACAACUUCAGAGUCUACUAAAACUGAUAGUUCUAAUUUAUUUAGUGAUGAUUCAUCAUAUUUUUCUGACAGUGGUGAACAAUAUAUAAAUAAAGAAAUGAAAGCAACAAAAUAUGUUAAAUGUCCAGCUACUGAUAGAGUGCAGUUAUAUGAUCAUAAUAAGCAUCAGCAUAAUAUAUAUGAUCAACCAGUCGGUGUAGUUGAAAAAAUACAUAUAUGGAAUGAGCCAAGUGCAAUGGACUUAGCCCAAGAAAUUGAACGGACACAAAAUAUUGAAACGCAUUUAUUGGAAAAUCGAAAAUAUAACACAAAAAUACGCGGAGAAGAUGCAGCGUUAAGAGAAAAAGUACGUCGAGAUUAUCAGACACUUAUGCAAACUCUAGAUCAACUUGCGAGUGAAGAACGUAAAUUAAAGGCUAGUCAAAUUGAACGUUAUUCGAAAAAUGUAUAUAUACAGGAAGAACGAAGAAAGCUCUUAAGGGAUCAACAUAAAAAAAAACUAAAUCGUGCGUUAAAAACUUUAUUAAAUGACGAAUCUUUAGAACAAUGUACAUCUUAUCCCAUAGAAAGACAAAUUAGUCUUACACCAAAAGAACACAACAAAAACGUAUAUAUUGAUUGGGAUGACCCGUGUAUCAGUCAAAAAGCAGAAAUGAAUAAAAUUUCACAAAGUAAAUCUAAAGAAAGUGAAAUAUCGCGUGAAGAACAAAUAUUAGAUAUGCUAAAAAAGGUUGAAAGACAAAAGCGACUUUUAUUACAAGAAUUUGGAGCAGAUUUACCAAAUGAUAUUUUUAAUGCAUCUACAAAGUCUCUAUUUGAAAGAGAUAAAUCAGUUCAAACUCGACCAACUGCUCAAGAUAUAUGUAUACAGAAAUCUUUAUCACCAGAAAUCAAAGUAAUAAAUGCAUCUUAUGAUGAAAAGGAUAGGAAGGAUAAAACAGAACAAAAAGAUGACUUAUCAGUAAAAAAAGUAGAAAUUGCUAUACAAACAACAACAGGAGAUAAAAAUAAUGUAGUUCAAGAUAAAGGUACCCAAGUAGAAUUAAUACCACAGAAGGAAAAUGAAUCUCCUUUUGUUAAUGAUAAAAUUGAAACAAUUUCCAAACAUUACCCAAUUGAGCCACAAAUUACGAUUAUUAGACCUGAAGUAGACAGUAGCCAAUCAACAAGUUCUGAUACAAUAAAAGCAGUUACUGAUGUUGAUAAACCAAGUCCAAAAAUAAUGCACAAGAAAAAAAGAUAUAGUAUGAAAACGUUGAAGCAAACUCAACCAAAAGUAUUUCACAAAUCAUGUUCAACUCGUAUAAAUAAAAUUUCAUCACCUGUAAAGAAAUUUUCAAAAUCUUUAUUGAAAUCUCAAUACAGUAGUCCAAAAAAGUGCCCAAGUACAGAAGAUGUACCUAGUAAAAGGGUUAAAAUGUAUGUGGAUAAAAAUGGUAUUAAUAUUAAAGCAAAAUCACCCAAGGUUACAGAAGUUGCUGUAGAUGUAAGUACACAAAGUACCCAAAUUUAUUCAGCAGGUAGUGAAGAACAAAAUAUGAUUAAACCACAGUGGAUUCAAUCCAAAUCAAAAAGAAUUAAAAUAAAAGACAUUUCGGAUACAUCAACAUCUUUUGCUAGUCCACCACCAAUAAAACCCAAGGAUAUAAUUAAAGCUAUAAAUAAUAAUAUCUCCAUUUUUGAAAUGUUAGAUUCUUCAACAAAUGAAAGCAUGAGACUUUUAAAGAGAGAUAUUAGUCCAGUCUCAACACCGGAAACUCCAUCGCCACGUACCAUGAGGAUGCCUUCAAAUAUACCUCAUCCAGAUAAAAUAAAAAAAUUGCUUAGAUAUUCAUCCACAGAUUCUCAGACGAAUGAUAAUAAUACAUUAUCGUCUACUAAAAAUGAUUAUUCAACAACAGAUUCAUCUGAAUAUCAACAAAAUGAACAUUUAUCAUUAAAAAGUAUGAACAAUAUAUAUUCAAAGGUUCCAGUUUCAUUGGGCUCUUGUUUAUGUAAUAAUCCAGAAUGUAGGCAAGUACAUGCUAAAUUUGAUGAAAUUCGUAAUUACGCAUUAAAAAAUUGUCCUCAAAUAUUACAAAAGUAUGAAGAUCUCCAAACCACGUGUGCAGAAAGAAUAAUUUCUUUAACAAAUCUUAUUGAAAAAGUUCGAAAUGAACAAAAAGGUAUGGAACUUUCCAUGAUAGAUCCAAACGACGAAACCAGUUUGAUGCAGUUACCGCCACCACAAAUGACUACUGAUUUACAAAGUGUUCAUAAACUCGUAGAAAAUAUAGAAGCAAUUCAUAAUCAACUUGCAAAAACGUUAUUCGAAUCUCAAAAAAUUAUUAAAAAUAAACCAGUUAUUAAAGAGGAAACCAAACAAAGUAAAGAAAUGGGAACUUCAACAAAUGGUGACAAUACAAUUCAUCCUGUUGAACAAAAAGUAGAAUUAGAAAAAGCAAAAGUUAAGCCAAAAAUCAUAAAUGAGGAAGAGUAAAAAGUGAACAUUCAGUUGAAUAGAUUCAAGGUCCAUAAAUCAUCUCAAAUGUCAACGUCAACGCCAAAACGUGAUACUUGGCUGGCAUCAAAACAGUAUGAAGAAGAAAUAAUAGAAAAAUUAUCAAAAGAAAUUUUGGAACAAAGUAAAGGUUUUAAUAACAGUUUAAUAACGCAGAAAGAAAUGUAUAAUUCAACUGUAAAGCAUUCAAUUCAAACUUCAACAGAAGAUAAUGAUUUUAAAAAUGUUUCUAAAAUACAAAAAAAUGAUACAUCUAUAAGAAAAUAUUCUAAUAAAGAGUUGAGAAAGACUAAGGAUUUUGUUCCAUUACUCAAUGACAUACCGAAAAUAUCAAAAACAACAGAUAAUGCUGUACAUAACAAUGGAAGAAGCAAACCACCAGUGAGUUUGCUUAGUGGACCAUAUAGAGCCGAAAUUGAAUCAGGUCAUGAAUUGUCAACGAUAAUUGAAUUUGAUACACCAGAUACUGUGAAUAAAAGUCAAAAUAACAUCAAAAGCCCUUUAUCAACAAAAACGACUACAGAAACUCAAAUGAUGAAAUCAACUGCUAUAGUAAAACCAUCAGAACAUAAUACCUCUUCGCUUAAGUUACAUAAUCAAUGUUCAGAAAAGUUAUGUAAUUCUCCAAUUAUAAAGCAUUCUUCAGUAGUAUCUACACAAAAUGUAAAAGAAACCUUGAUAUUUCUUGAUUUACCUAAAGCAUCUAACAAUAUAGGAAAUCAAAGUAUGAGAAGUAAAGACCAGAAGAAUAAGGAUAUUGUUCAAGAGAUAAGCGAUAAAAAAUUACAAUGUGAUACAGUUAAUCAAGAAUCGUUACAGACGGAAAAAUUGCCACCUUCCUAUUCUACAAACAGUGAUCCAAAUAAGGAAUAUAAAGAUAAUAAGUAUAAAAUAACAUCCACAAGUUCAAAUAGUUUCUCUGAGUUAUCGGGAGUUUCGCAAAUAGCAAGUACCCCAUCUUCUACUAUAUUAAAAGACGCGUCAUCUCCGGAAAGAAUGGAAACUGCUCUUAAAAAACUUGGUCUAGGUUGGGCUGCAACAACGUUAAAAAAAACACGCGAAGCGAGUGCUUUAAGUUCAUCAUCAAAUUCUGACGUAACUCCAUUAAACACCGCCAAGAGAAUAAUAUCACCUGUUAAGAAACAAUUUGAUAGUAACUUUGGAUUACCAGAUUUCAGUGACGUGUCUUCGAUAUCUAUUAAAGAAGCUAGUAAAAGUACAGAACAAGCAGUUCUCCUAAAGGGUAGAACUUCAACGCCAAAAUUACAAAAUUCUAAUUCUAAUAGUAGUGAAACCAAUACAAGUAAUACAAAUAUUUCCGAAAAUUUUCAAGACCUUGAUGAUGGGUUGAUAAUUCCCAAUGUAUCUCUUACAAUUACAAAAUCUAACAUUAAGAAAUUAGAAAAUCUAUGA